Schistocerca gregaria is the source of this 3024-nucleotide messenger RNA. It is a transcript of the gene S6KL, whose product is annotated as serine/threonine-protein kinase S6KL. Gene Ontology annotation, molecular function: ATP binding; protein serine/threonine kinase activity. Bases 356 to 1654 code for a protein of 432 amino acids. The transcript has 11 exons. The record is from RefSeq and is a predicted model, not a curated record. Lineage: Eukaryota; Metazoa; Arthropoda; Insecta; Orthoptera; Acrididae. Gene Ontology annotation, biological process: protein phosphorylation.
GAGCUGCUGCAGUUAUUGAAAUAAUAGAUUAUUUUAAAUUAUUGCAACUUCGCUACAGUAUCUUGCAACGAUAUUAAUGUCUAAUUUUACUUUGCAAAGUACAAUGCGAGAUCACGAACAUCUGAGAAAUAGGUCAGCUCUGAAAAUUAUAGGAACAAAAUCAAGCGCUUUCUAAUUCUAAUAAAUGUGAAAUCUUCAAUUUGUGGAUAUUACUUCUCAACAAUAAAUGCCACUGCAUGGGAAUCCUACGUCCACUGCACGUUCUGUUAUUCCGUCCGUUGACUAAGUGUGUUUCUUGUAGUAAUAAAGUAUUGUUAUUUGCCUGGGAAAGCAUUAUAAUUAAUGUCUAAAAUUUAUGGGUAACAUUAAUCAGAAGAAAUCUUGCGAAAUAACGCCAAAAUAUGCCAAAAAAUCUAAUAAAUCACAUGAGCAGUACUCAAGCGAGUUUAGCUUGUCAUCUUUUGUGAAGGACCUAAGUGGUAGAUCGUUUGUUAGUGCCACAAGCCAACAGUCUACGUAUAGUGUGUCAAGGCCUUGGUCAAGAGUAUCACGGCGCAGAUGGAAUAAUUCAACACUCACAGAUCCUCUUGAAGCUUCAAAGACUGCAUGGCCUGUGCCAUACAUAGAAGCUGCAUUUCUUCCAGAGUUUAAAAUCAAGGGUGAUGUUACUGAAAACAGCUUUGAGGUACUUGACACUAUAUCAAGUGGAGCAUUUGGAAAAGUGUACUUAGCUUGUAAGAGAGAUACCAAUCAAAAAUAUGCUCUGAAAAUUCUUUCCAAAUCUCAGAUUUUGUCACAAAAUGCUGUUGAACAGGUGAAAGAUGAAGUCAGAAUCCAAUCAGUUUGUGGACACCACCCAUUUAUUGUAAACUGUCCAUAUUUCUGGCAGAAUCGAAAACGGCUGUUCAUUGUCACAGAUUAUAUUGCCGGUGGAGAAUUAUUACGGAUAUGUCAAGAUUACGGACCCUUACCAGAAGAACUUGUGAGGGUGUAUGUUGCAGAAAUUGCUUUGGCUUUAGAUUUCCUUCACAAUGCUGGUAUUAUAUAUCGUGAUCUGAAGCUUGAAAAUCUGUUACUGGAUGAGGAAGGCCAUUUAAAGUUGAUAGACUUUGGACUAGCAAAAUGGCUGAAAUAUGGAUGUCGCACAACCACCAUUUGUGGCACUAUUCAGUACAUGGCUCCUGACAUAGUUAGUAUGGAACCCUAUGGUCAUGCUGUGGAUUGGUGGUCCCUGGGUGUGAUAAUGUGCUGUUUACUCACCGGAGAGUACCCGGCGCCGGGCCUGUCGCGCACGCCGGACUGCGAGCUGGCGGCGCCGCUGGCGGAGGCCGGCCCUGGCGUGGCGGGCCCCUCCUCAUGCUCAGGCGGCGGGUCUCGCGCCCCGGGCUCCCUGCCACCGGGCUGCGCGCUCAGCCACGGCGCGCGCGCCCUGCUCAUCCGUCUGCUGGAGCCGGAGCCGCGCGCCCGCCUGCGCUCGCUGCUCGCCCUUCAGCAGCAGCCCUUCUUCAAGGACUUCUCCUUCGUCGACGCCAGGUCCAAGAAGUUUCAUCCACUCCAAAUAUUGGAAAAAUACUUUCCUGACGGGCCUGUAACAUCAUCUGAUUUUGUGUCAGAUGAUACUUCAUUUAGAGAUUUUUCUCCAGACUCAAAAUGAUGGUAUUUUGAUCUGUGUUUCCUUCAGAAGUGGCAGUUCUGCAUCAAUAAGGAGGUAUCAUUUAUUUUUAUGUAAUCAUACAAUACAAACAGUUUCUGCACUAUGGACAGGAAUUGCCAUCCGUGAAUACAAGAAGUUACCAAAAGAGCUUUUAAGUUCUAACAAAGUGUAACUUUGUCAAUUAUUCUUUCUUUUAUUGUUACCUCUUUUAAAUGUUACCAAAUGUCUAAACUAAUGCAAACCACCAAUGCAAUAGGUCUAUAUUUACCAAACAGUUUAAGUAAUGACUGUGGAUCAUAACAUUUUGUUUUUAUUUUAUGUGUUUGAGCUUUUAGUUUCAGUGUUUUUGAUGUUAACUAUUAUUACCAUCAUUAUUUUGUAUUUACUUAGAAAAAUGAAGAAUUUCACAGUACUAGCAUUGCCCCUUCUUCUCCAUUUUCUUUUCCUUGUAAUUUGUCAUACUGAAAAUUCUUGUUGAAAAACAUUUGCCUUCACUUUGAAUAUCUAGUGGUGUAAUUGUUUAUGCAGGCUCAGUGUUACUUGUAGAGAUUAUUUGAAACACUAUAAUUUUAAUUUUUUGUACCUUUGCUUGAAAAGUUGCACAUAUUAAUUUUUAAGCUGACUUAGAAGUUACUGAGUCAUUUGCUUAUAACAUUUAAUCAUAUAAAUCUUAUGCUGUCUGUUAUUUCAUGACAAAGGAUCUGUACUACUUUUCAUAAUUUAUCUAGGCAGUCUGUAAAAGAAUAAAUGCUCAUUGGUUUAUGGCAAUACUGGUGACACAGAAUUUACUCUGGCUGCAGUAUGGUAAUAAUGCUCAUUUUUCUAGUUUUUUUGUACCCAAUGCUUUAUAUUGUGUUUCCUCCGAAUAUAGGAUUUUCUUAUCUUUGUACUCAUCGCAUAGCAUUUCUGCCUGCCAUUUCAAGUAGAUAUUAGAUUCAUAAAUAAAUGUCUUUGUUUUUAUCUCACUGUGUGUUGUUGACAGAUAUUGAUAAAUAUUCCCUAUUGUAGAUUUAUAAGUUCCAAAGUGAUCAAUGUAUGUGUAGAAUAUAGUGGGUCCACGCCAGCUAUUCAGAGGGACAAAAUAAUAUAUAGUCACUGUGUCAUUGUAUCAAUGAAUGGUAAAGUUUUUGUUUUUUGAAAUGAAAUUAAACAGGCAUACCUGUAAUGCAGCAGUUUAUAUAGUAUAAUAAUGCCUAUUGUAAACCACCAUACCAUUCAGUCACAUAUCAUAUGGUGUAAAGUAGAAAUGAAAGACUUUCUUCAGCUUCAAUUUUUUUUUGUUGCAAAAAUUCUGCACAUCUAGCAAACGUAUGAGGCCUUAUUCUCAGGGAUUAUUUUACUACUGUAUGUUUAACUAUGGUAUGGAAAAA